Notothenia coriiceps (black rockcod) is the source of this 4756-nucleotide messenger RNA. It is a transcript of the gene rusc1, whose product is annotated as RUN and SH3 domain containing 1. Lineage: Eukaryota; Metazoa; Chordata; Actinopteri; Perciformes; Nototheniidae. The record is from RefSeq and is a predicted model, not a curated record. Gene Ontology annotation, cellular component: cytoplasmic vesicle. The coding region runs from base 122 to 4756 and encodes 1544 amino acids. The transcript has 9 exons.
GGGAGUCAAGCCAAGAUGUGACCGUCACCGCGCGUAAUUGUUUGGAUCCGUCCUGCCUUUUCAACACUUGUUUCUAUAGCAACAAAAAUAUCAGAGAACACUUAAAAGUCCCUUUCCAACCAUGCAGUCCUCUAGUGGCUCCUCUCAGCCUCCAAAGCCGCGGCGCUUUGACGUCAGCAGGCGGACCAAUACCGUGGCUGGACUGAAGUCUCAUGGCCCCGGUUUUCAGAGGGAGGAUAAGAACAUGAACACGAUCGCCGCGGCCUCCCCACGCCGAGUUACCAAAACCCCUGUUGCAGCCACCAGGACCAGGGUGGGGGUGCAGCCUCGAGCACCGGUCACCCAGUCCAGGUUUGUCUCGCAAAGGUUGAGCCAACAAGGUCCCACCAUCUCCAAAACAGCGAAGCCCAAACCCAAGACUCGUGCAUCUGCCGCAGCCAAAAUUGCACCAGCGGCCGCUCCACCUCCACUUCCCUCCGUUCUCCCUCUUGACACAAACUGCAACGAGCCGAGCCUCCCUUGUCUUUGCUGCGAUGGCCGCUCCCCGCAGGACAACAACAGCAUGUUUAACCAUAACCACAACAACAACAACACCAUCUCUAUCCGACAGCAACUGAAGCUACCGCCUCCUCCGGCCCCCUUGCCACAGAGGCAGGAUGGGAAAGGAGCCAAGGAGCCGUCUCAGCCUCCGUCACAAGCGCAGGCCCAGCUGGAGGCCUCCGCCCGCCCUGCUGCCACUCUGGAAAACAAAGGCAAGAACGCAGCCGCUAGCGCUGAUCUGGACAACAAGAAAAAUGUCAAAGUAGAGGAAGAAGAUGACGAUGAAGACAGUGGGGAUAUUGAUAUUGAUGAUGAUGAAGAUGAGGCUGAUGACGAUGAUGAUGACACCCUGGUCCCCUCGUGCUGUGACUGUCCCCCCUCCUUACUGGAGUUCUCGCUGUCCUCCUCCACCUCCUCGUCCUCCACUUCCAUCAGCUCCUGCUCUGAUCUGGAGUCUGACUGUGCAGAUCAAUCCGCCUCCAUCUGCUCUUCCCACGACGAAGACAACCUGUCCCUCGCUCUGUCCCCCAAAGACCACUCUCUCCCACAAGCCCGCGAAUGCAAGCCUCCUGCGCGUUCACCCCCAUCCCUUCCUCUUAACUGCAACCCCUUCAUCCUGACGUCACACUCCCCAAUUCCCCCGUGCUCCCCAGAUGAGGGUUACCCCUCUGCCCUGGACUCCCCUUCUCCAGACUACUUAGGAGUCAAAGGUGAUUCAGAGAUCAACAAACUAGGUUUGCUUGACUUCCUAGAGUCAGUAGGGGAGUUUGGGAAAAUGGAGCGCUUCAGCCAGGUGAUCCAAGUGGCUCGUUGGGACCUUGAGGGGGAGCAACACUGGGAUGUUCUGAGGGAUCGACUAGACCACCUGGACCACCUGGAGAAGGUGAACAGGGAAGUAAAACUGGCUUACAUCGCCAAACUCCACGAGAAGGGAUUUGAUCUUGGGGAUCUCGAGGAGCAAGAUCUGUCAGAUGUAAUGGAUGAAAUGGGCAACAUCGACAUUACCUGGAAGUUGUAUAAAAGCAGUAGAGGAGCGAUGGGAGACUCUCAGGAGUUUUCAGAUGCAGGGGUUGAUCUCACGGCUCCUUCAGACUGUGAGGACCCUCUCCUUCCUGAUUCCCUCACUCCUUCUCCUGUAGGGCCACCACCGAGACCCCCCAAACCCCCAGCGCGUCAUGCCAGCGUGAGCUCUGACCUCCACACCUACAUCAAUAUCAGCAGGGAGACGACCUCCAUGGCUGUCUCCACCUCUCCCACCCUGUCUACUUUCUCCCCUAACUCCUCGUCCCCCACUUUCACAACUUUUAGAUGUGAGAAACCCCUACCUCCAUCUCCACCCUCCAUUCCUCCCCUCCCAACUUCUAAACCUGUCCCUUACCUCACUCUUUACACCACCCCUUCUCCGCCUCCAUCACUCCCCACCCCAACUCCUCCCAUUCCUCCCCCUAGGAAGCGUCACCUUGCCAGGAAGGAGGCACAGCGGCUCGCUGCUCUUCAGGCCCUACAGGAAAGCACCCCCUUUUCCCUCCCUCCGCCUACCACACGUCCCCCACCUCUGCCUCCCCCGCCAGUUAUCUCAAUCUCCUCCUCAUCUCCCCCUGCCAUACCACCUCCACCUCCACCUGUCCUGCCCUCUCCCCCAUCCUUCCAUGUACUAGAUGUAGAGAUUCAUAAGCUUUUGAUGCUUGCUGGAGUGACCCAAGCGGAGCUUCUCAAACUCAGCCCAGAGCUCAGUGUUUGCGUUGGAGGGUUAGAGGAUGAAGGAGAUCAAGAUAUCUCGUCCAGGUGUGGGGAUUCUUAUGAGUUCAGAUUAAAUGAGAGGGAGGUGGAGAAGGAUUGUUACAGAGAUGGAUGGAGCAGCAGAGGCAAGUUAGAUGGAGAUCGAAUAGCUUAUAUAGCUCAAGAAACCAACAAGGAAGAGGAGAGCACACAAAGAACCACCUCGUUCACUGAGAUGGCGAGGAGGAGGAAGAGGAGCUGCGGUCUGACCUCCGACCCCUAUUACAGCGCUGGUUUUAGCAAUACACAUGAAACUAAAGCAAACAACAUUAGCUUUGAUUCUUACCGGUAUUCUGCAGAGGAGCUAGAUUCACCUCCCCCUCCACCUCCUCCUCGUCCUUUACCCCCAAUCCCCCCAUCUGUGCAAUCCCACAAAGUGAGCACUCUUGUGGCUAACUCUGCACAGCCUGAUCGAUUUGAUUGGCUAAUAGCGUUCACACCUGAAUGUGAAGGCCCACCAAAGCUUCCACUCCUUGCAAUGAGAAAAUCUCACGUGGUGAGUCAAAAGAAGCUCAGCUCAUCGGGGUCAUCUCCAGGUUCAGCUCCACACGUCACAACUUUUAAAGAGCUUCGUUACGGCAACAAGAGCACCUUCCUGCAAACAAAGGUGAUCACUGAUCCGGACCCUGACCCAAACGUUAUCACUCCAGAUGCAGACAUCCUGUACAACCUGAGGUGGAGACGACAGAUGGCAGGCGGAGACGGCAACGAAUGGGAAUACACUUCUCAGGCUCAGGCCUUCUUCAUGCAGCCGCCACCAGCCCUUACUUCAAUGGCCGCUCUGAAGGAAAUGCUCCAGAGAGCUGACGAGGAGGGUAGACAACCCGAGCUGUGCCCAAUACAGAAGAUUGGCUGCUCGGUCAGUGACAGCAGCCUGUGGACCACGGGCAGAGAGUGGGAGGCUGAAGGAGUCAAGAGGGAGGAGAAGGAAGGGAAAGAAGAAGGGGAGGAAAAGGUGGUGUUGGAAGUUGAGGUGCGGGGACGAGCCGACGGAGGAAGGACUCUUGAAACAAGAACCACAGUUUCCUCUCCACCACUGUCCCUCGCCCAGUCCUCCCAACCCUACUUCCUGCACACUGCCCUCCCUUCCUAUCACCCAGGCUACUGUAACGCCCAGCCCUUUGCAGAUCCCAGACCCCACAGCCAUGCAGGCAGGGAGUCCAAAGACAAAUACUGCAACACACCGACCCCCCCUGCUGCCAGCUCAGCUCGUAUCCACAGAGAUGAUUCUGGCACUGACAUGAGCUUCGGCUUUAACUUUCAAUCCCUGGAUGAUGUUAGUGUAGACUCUCCUUGUGAUUAUGGGACUAUCUUUAACACACAGAGGGACUUUGCGUCUGACUCUCCCUGUCAUUUUGACUCCCUAUACUGCUGUAACUCAGGCACACACGUUAAGUCAGACACACCUGAUAUUAGUGGCACCACAGUGGCUCCGGGCUGCACCACCCCAUAUAAGAACAUAGAUGUCAUGAUGACGUAUUCAAACAGUAUCAACGCAUUCGAUUCGCUGCAUUCAGAAAAGCGCCCACACUCUCACACAGACAACAGAAACAAGGCCAGGACGUCCAAAGAGCUUCCUCCUCUCCCUACAUAUUACCUGUACCACCCUAAAAACUGCCCUCUGCACAGGGGAUCCCCUCCUCGUCUCUCCCCUAUCGGUGCCCUCUCCCCUCCCCAUCGCCCCGGAGCCCCCCCGCCAUGCACUGCAGGCUUCCACCUCAACUCCCCGCUUUUCCCCCGCUCUCACACCUUGCCUGCCCUCGCUGCUCCCCUCUACUAUCCAAACCUUUACCCUCCUAUACCGCCAAGGGCGCCCCCCCUUCCCCCAAAACUCUACCAGGCUCCUCCGCAGUCACACGUGGCGACUGUCCGCAGUGUCUCAUUCGCUGGCUCUGUUCAGAGGACAGAGGCAUCCUGGAUGGGCGAAGAUGUGAAGCAUCCAAUGAGAGGUCUGGGCCUGUCCUCUCUGUGCCUGCAGGAAAAGAAAGCUCUGGUCAGUGCCGUCAGUGUGGCAGUGGAAGCCAUCUUGGCCCAGUUCAGCUCUUCUCGGACUGUAGUUCAGAAGUCUCUCUCAGUUAACAAGGCUUUAUCAGGAGACAGCACUAUAAAUCCAUCUCUGGGCCGUCUGGUGCUGCAGUGCCUCUGCCCUGCACUGCACAGCUUGCUGACCGAUGGCUUGAAACCUCAUCAGAGUGACCUGAUUGCAGGCAGGAGGCCAAAUUCAGCCUGGGGUUUGGUCCAGGCAUCAACCAAGCCAGGUCCAAAAACACAAGCAUUGUUCAACCUAAAAGUUCGAAUUGGAGAGCUGCCUCAGCUCAGACAGAGCAAACACCGGUUCAACGCAUUCCUCCUUGGCCUACUCAAUACAAAGCUUCUUGAUUUCUGGCUGUCUCACCUUCAGUCUUGCAGUGAUGUGCUGGAGACAUACUCACAGUAG